UAAAUAUUUAAGACAUGCAAACAAAAUUAAUAUUUUAUUAGAAAGUGACAAAAAAAAUAACUAUUUUAAUAACCACGAAACCCGACCACGACAUUGAUUUCAUAAAUUAUGACAAUAAAGAUUCGUAUCAACAUUUCCGCUCACAGAAAAUUAUGAUAAUGAUUAAUCAUUAUUUAUAAUAUUUUUAAAAAAAAUUGACUAAUUCUGUUUUCUCCAGAGCUGAUAGACGUGAGAAAGGAUAUUCGAUGCACGGAAAUAAAUAAAUGAAAUUUAAUAAGGAACAUCCUAGCAACUAUAUACCUCCUAUAUAUUCGCUUUCUACAAUAGCAAAAUCAAAUAGCACAAAUCCAAGUAAACGCCACCGGGAAAGAUUAAACACCGAAUUGGAUCGACUGUCAAUUAUUCUACCCUUCGAUACAACCAUCAUAUCCAAAUUAGAUAAAUUGUCAAUUUUACGAUUAGCUGUUAGUUACAUCAGGAUCAAGGCAUAUUUUCAUGGUGUCCAGAUAAAUCAAGCGCUCAAACACAAUAAUACUAAACUAUACAAUAACUACGAACUUUACAGCGGUUAUAAGGAAAAUAUGGGAUUGUUUUUAAAUAAUACUAUGGAGACCGAAAAAGAUUUAUUAAAUCAAGCGAUGAAUGGUUUCAUACUAGUAUUAAAUUGUCGUGGUGAUAUAUUUUACGUGUCCGAUAUUGUCGAAAAUUUUUUGGGAUUUCAUCAAUCAGAUAUUCUUCAUCAAUCAAUAUACGAAUUAAUUCAUUCUGAAGAUAGGGAAGUCUUAAAAAAACAUCUGAACGCCGCUCAUCAGCUUAAUAUAAAUCGAUUUAAAGAAACAAAGGAAAUUAUUGAAGAAAAUUUCGAAAGAAUAUUGUCAAUCAGAUUCCGUUGCUUACUGGAUAAUACUUCAGGAUUUGUGAGACUUGAUUUGAGGGGAAGAUUGAGAAAAUUGCAUGGCAUUAGACAAGGAACAACCGUGGAUUCUUUAGAAUCUACAAAGGAAGAUUACUAUGAGCCCGUUAUAAAUUUCCGAAAUCUACGAAAAAUGAAAGCGGCAUAUAACAAUAAUUUAAACGACGCAAAUGCCUCGAAGACAAACGCUCAUAAUAAUUGUGUCUGGGGGUUGUUCACUUUGUGCACGCCUAGUAAUGGCACAGAAUACCAAAUAGUCGAUUCGAUAAUGUGCUCCAAAGAUAUAAACUUUAAAACGAAACAUAAACUCGAUUUAAAACUGAUAUCGAUUGAACAAAGGGGCAAGAGCUUAAUGGGGUUAAAUGAUAUCGAUUCUAAUGGACUCAAUUUUUACUCGUUAAUUCAUCCAGAAGAUUUAAACUACGUUACAUUGGCACAUCAGGAAUUAUUGAAAUCGGGAAAUGCCAGUUUAAAUGCGUACAGGAUAUCAUCUGUGUUGGGAAAUAAUUGGCAAUGGAUACAAACAAGUUUCCGAAUCAUUUACAAGAACGGAACAUCGGAUUAUGUACUAUGUUCCCACAAGCCAUUAUUAGAAGAGGAAGGAAGGGAUUUGUACGGAAAACGCAAAAUGGAAUUUCCUUUAACUUUAUUCUAUCCCGUGAAUGAUGAUAUUCGGAAAAACAAAAGAAUGCAUUCCUCGUCUUCCUUAGAAAAAACGAGUCACAAAGAUUCAGUAUAUAUUUUAAGGAAUGAUAAAAUGCGCAGGGAAAAAGAUAAAUCCCAAAAUACAUUAUUCCAUAAAUCAAAACAACUUUAUCACAAAAAAGAAAAAAUUGAUAAAAAUAAUAGCAUUCAUAACAACGGCAGAGAAGAUAAGAAAAAAGUAUUCUUUCAGAACGAUGUAUUUAAAUACGAUUCAUUGCUAAAACAUCAUGAGACAAAGCAUAAUAACAUUAAUAGUUAUAAUAGUAGUAGUAACUUCUCCCUUCUUAAUACGAAUAACACAGAAUUUAAGAUAAAAAAAGCUGAAUUCUUUGAAAAUGACUCUAUACAAAUAAUCAAAAAGGGAAGAGGACGUCCUCCUGGUACCAAAAAAAUUAAAUUGAACGAUGGUUCCAGUGCGCCGACAAAUAAUUCAAGCGCGUUGUUAGCACAAUCAUCAAAAAAUAUAUCGUGCGAUAUAUACAAUACGGAUAUCAAUUCAUAUAAUCAAUAUCGAAUAUUAGAAACUCAACAUGAGAAUCAUAUAUAUUAUCCCUUCGAUCCAGUUUACCACAAUCCCAGUUCGAUAUUCAACGAGUUCAAUUUCAAUAACAACUAUCUUUUUAAUCCGUAUCCUACGCAUCACAAUCACCCAUACCCCUUAGAAUAUGAUCUGCAUAAUUAUAAUAUUAAUAUGGCAAAUAAUAGUUUUAUGUUUGAAAAUCCGGUACAAAUACCAUCAAGUUCAUAUUUUAAAAAUUCCACCUUUUUGCCACAAUAUAUGGAGAGUCAAGAAAUACUAAACUUAUCACAAAAGGGCUCAAUGCAAUCAAAUUAUUUAUGUCUUUAUAAGAAUUUAAAAAAUCAAAUUAGUGAUAAAAUCUCCACGUCUAUUUAA
Messenger RNA from Gordionus sp. m RMFG-2023, 2513 nucleotides. Its product is annotated as aryl hydrocarbon receptor protein 1-like. Bases 264 to 2513 code for a protein of 749 amino acids. Gene Ontology annotation, biological process: response to xenobiotic stimulus; regulation of transcription by RNA polymerase II; xenobiotic metabolic process. NCBI's taxonomy places the organism in Eukaryota, Metazoa, Nematomorpha, Gordioida, Chordodea, Parachordodidae. The record is from RefSeq and is a predicted model, not a curated record. Gene Ontology annotation, molecular function: nuclear receptor activity; protein dimerization activity; transcription cis-regulatory region binding. Gene Ontology annotation, cellular component: nucleus; aryl hydrocarbon receptor complex. The transcript is spliced from 10 exons.